AUGUUGACGUGCGACCUUGGCGGCUGUCUGGAGGGCACCCCCAGCCGCGUGACCCCCGUGAGCUUCGACCCGCGCGCCAUGGCCACGGGGAGCGUCGUCUACGGCGAGGCUCUGGGCGGGCCGAUGCGGGUGGUGCUGCACCCCCCCGAGGAGGAGGUCCCGUGGCCUGCGCGCCUGGUGCAGCUGCCGAGCUCGGGGGAGGGCACCGGCUCGGAGGCUCCAGCGUUCCAGCCGAAGACGAAGACGCAGCGGCGCCGCAUGCAGCGCGCGAUCAUGAGGGACGCGGUCUUCGCUGCCCUGACGGGCCAGGGCGCGCCCCAGCCGUCGCGUCCCGCCCCGCAGAGUGGCCUGGGCGCCGGAGGCCCCCGCACCGUCGAUCAGAGCGAGGGUGCGCUGGCCUGCGUCCUCUGA
Messenger RNA from Prorocentrum cordatum, 411 nucleotides. The record is from the annotation of a GenBank genome assembly. Lineage: Eukaryota; Dinophyceae; Prorocentrales; Prorocentraceae.